AUGAUCCAGACAUAUAGAUUUACAAUGAAGAGACCAUCAGCUCAAUCAAUCAGAUGGUCAAUCUGUCUAGGACAUUCAUCAUCAUCAACACUGGAUGAUGAAGAUGACAGGAUAACAUCAAAGAUAUUAAGUGCCAAUAAUGAUAGUUAUAUCGAUGCGCCAGUCAUCCAACAUGGUGACACAAUUGAAUUGGAAGCACAAUAUCGUGCGCCACUACUUGGUUUCCGUCCAUUGGUCAUAUGGAGUCCGAAUGUGACAGAUGCCCAACCAUCAUAUGGACCAACCUACACCAUGUCCAUCAACAAUGGCUACCACAGUGGAAGUGUUUCAGUCAAAGUCGUCUACCGUCUGUUCAACGCAGUGAUCAGGUCAUCGGAAUGGUACCACUGGCAACUAAGUAAUGCUACCUACCAAGACUCUUCGGCCACGCCAUCAUCGACCAACUAUGUGUUCUACCAAGAUCAUGUUGUUCGCGUGCCCCAGAGGUGCAUGGCACAGUUGGGCUCAGGCAACAUCACCCGCCAAGCAGUGAUUGACAUAUCCUCAACCAAUUGCACACAGUUGUCCAAGAUGAAUAUCACUGUUGGCACCAUAAUCAUGUCAUCAGGAACAUUGUACAACAUCCAGAACCCUGUGAUCACGGCCACAAACAACAUCACUCAUAUUAUUAUCAUCCUCAACUCGACAUAUGCUUUGCCCAUGGAUGUGUUACAAGAUGCAUCAUUCACUUCAGUUCCAUUCGCACUGAGUAUGCUUGACAACUCAUCACAGACCCAAUCAAACAAGAUGGCCAUGAGAAUGGACUCCAAGGCAGCACUCCAGGAUCCAACAACAGUAUACUCGUUCAACACUGGCAACCAAGCCAUGACCUUUAUAUCGGGCUUGGACAUCACAUUCAUUAUCAGUGGCAGUGUUACCUUGAACCCGACGGUCACCAUCAAGGUUGCCGCUGGUGCCCUCUCGACUUACAAAGUAGAAUGGGCUCCAACAAUACAUCUCGAUGUCAAGGGUACCAUCCGGUUCGCCAAAGCCGUGCCCCUGCACCAUACUUUCACAUUGUGGUCAGCGUCGGGCUUGGGCGGCAUUGGACUGUUUGGAAUGCCAAUGGUACUCCGCCCCACAUUCUCAUUCCCUUUGACUAUCUCAGCAAAGAGCGCCGCGGUGUGGAGUGGCGAUCUCAUUGGCCAAGUCGAGAUGACGGGCAGCUUCAGUGCCGACUACAACCCGUCCAUCAAUUACUGGAGUAAUCCAACCAUUGACUACACACCCUCGGUGAACAAGCGAGUGCAGUUCAUACCGUCGACUGUUACAUCAUGUAUGACCGACGUCUCCAUUGACCUUGGCAUCGAGCUCGGUCUAAAGAUGUGGGAGGUUCUCUCAGUAAGCAUUACCCGAUCGGUUGCCUUUGCCUACCUCUACCAGACUGGCGGGCCAACCGAGUCACCCAGCAACGGACUCGCCUCGCCCGACUCCAACAUUGGCAGCAACGCACUAUGUAACAAAGAUGGUUGCUACUGUCCCUGCCUAAACAUUGGCGACCCUAUCGGAGCGUUUGAAGGCGCCAACAUCAACACGGGCUGGACAUUCUCGGUGAACCUCGCGUUCUGGAAGGUGUUCAGUGUGGACAUCUACACCAAUCGCUUCAGCCAGGAUCACUACUACCCGGUGGGACCGCAGGUGUGCUCGGCGAGGAAGCCAGAAUGUGCUUCAAUCGUGCCAAGGCGAUGUACAUCAAAGAAUUGUCCAAGUUGCUAUCGAUGUACUUCCGACUUGUGCUACUAUUGUAAAGAUCCAUCUGCUAUGGAUUGUGGCGGACCUCCUACUACACAGGUGGACCUCUACUGCGUACAACAGAUUGAUAACAGUGACAUUGUACCUGCUGUGCCUGUACCCAAGCCUCCCGGAUACACAUGCAAUGUUAGAUGUUGUGGAAAGACCAAUGUAUGUCGUGAAGGAAGUUGUUGGCCAUAUUCAUCAAGACAUCAACUUCUUCAACAACAACAACUUGGUGAUGGUGAAGAUGCAUUCAGUCCCUAUGAAGAGUCACAAUUCCUCUUCAGUGCAGCCUAA
Messenger RNA from Acytostelium subglobosum LB1, 2070 nucleotides. RefSeq lists its product as hypothetical. Lineage: Eukaryota; Evosea; Eumycetozoa; Acytosteliales; Acytosteliaceae. The transcript is spliced from 3 exons. The record is from RefSeq and is a predicted model, not a curated record. Bases 1 to 2070 code for a protein of 689 amino acids.